AGCAACGCAGUUGAAAUGGCGACGGUGGCUACUCGCAGAUUGCGGGAGCUGCUGAUGCGGCGACUGACCGCUUCCACCCCACCCAGGCCUGGGCCUCAGCCUCAGCCCUCGCCCCAUGAGCGCCUCUCUGCACAAUAUGACGCCUCCAGAGCAUCUGCCAGUGAGGCCCCGGAGCACAGCUAUGAGUCUCUUCGGGUGACCUCUGUACAGAGACACCUUCUGCAUGUGCAGCUCAACCGGCCAGAGAAGAGGAAUGCCAUGAACAAGGCCUUCUGGAGCGAGAUGGUGGAGUGUUUCAACAAGAUUGCACAAGAUGCCGACUGUCGAGCUGUGGUGAUCUCUGGUGCAGGAAAAAUGUUUACUUCAGGCAUCGAUCUCGUGGACAUGGCUUCAGUGUUACAGAAGCCCAAGGGAGACGACGUGGCCCGCACCAGCUGGCACCUGCGUGACCUCAUCUCCAGAUACCAGGAGACCUUCAGCGUCAUUGAGAAGUGUCCCAAGCCCGUGAUCGCUGCCAUCCAUGGGGGCUGCAUCGGUGAAGGUGUGGACCUCAUCAGUGCCUGUGACAUCCGGUACUGCACCCACGAUGCUUACUUCCAGGUGAAGGAGGUGGACAUUGGUUUGGCAGCGGAUGUGGGAACGCUGCAGCGACUUCCGCGGAUCAUCGGGAACCAGAGCCUGGUCAACGAGCUGGCCUUCACCGCCCGCAAGAUGAUGGCCGACGAGGCCCUGGACAGCGGCCUGGUCAGCCAGGUAUUCACAGACCAGGAGACUUUGCUCGAUGCGGCCUUCGCCCUGGCAGCCGAGAUUUCCAGCAAGAGCCCAGUGGCGGUGCAGGGCACUAAAGUCAACCUGGUGUACUCCCGCGACCAUUCGGUGGCCGAGGGCCUCAAUUUUAUGAGGUCCUGGAACAUGAGCAUGCUGCAAACCGAGAACAUCAUGAAGUCUGUGCAGGCCCUGAUGGAGAAGAAGGAACUGAAAAGCGUCAGCUUCUCCAAGCUCUGAGAGCCCGCGCGCCCCAGGGCCCCAGGCGCCGGCCCCGCGUCCGGCCUUGCCCCGCCUGGUGCCUGUGUUGCUGCCUCCACAGAGAGGGAGGUUUGCAAAGCUGGUGGCCUCGGUGCCUUCUCCAAGUUUAUGAGUUUAUGACACUGAUUUCUUCAAGCACGAGGCCUUAUCUUUUCCCCACUAAUAAAACGAUGUAAAGAAUCUUGUGACCUUACGGGGGGCGGGGGCGGCAAAGAUCACCAAAGACCAGUACUGGUCUGGGGGCCUAGGUGGGCAGAUCAGGAGGGAGUCCUGGGAGCCGGGAGGAGUCAGGGAGGGCUCUCCACGAGAGGUGGCUACAGAGCUGGGGUGUUGGCUUGGAACCGAUGGUUAUAGCACAUGCGGGGCCACCUGAGUUCAAAUCCCAGCUUUUUCACUUACCAACUGUGUGAUGCUGGGAAAGCUUCUAUGCCUCUCUGUGCUUUAGUUCCUCUCUAGUUCUCUAAUAGGGCUGCUUUCUGUAGGAAUUGAGUUUUCUGUAGGAAUUGAGUUUUUUAAAACUCUUACAUUGUUAACAACUGAAGUCAGUUGGCAUUUAUCAGAUGAACAAAUUCCACCAGGGAAAGUUCCAAACAACCUCUAGGCAAGGAAAAAAGCCACCAUUCAGUCAAAAAACUUGUAGGUCAACUAGGGUUUCUUUAUUUCAACAGAUCAAGGGGGCAAAAUGAAUUUCCCCAUUUUAUCUCCUAGCACCCAGUUCCAUUCCCUAUUACAAAUGUUUUGAGUCUCCUUCCUAAGGUAUUCCAUGCAUAUAUCUUAUUUCCCAUACAGCCUUGUUAACCAUCUUUUUGUAUCCCUAGUGAUCCCUAGUGAUCAUAUUAAAAGUCCGUCUUAAAA
Messenger RNA from Choloepus didactylus (southern two-toed sloth), 1881 nucleotides. RefSeq names its product enoyl-CoA hydratase 1 (gene ECH1). NCBI's taxonomy places the organism in Eukaryota, Metazoa, Chordata, Mammalia, Pilosa, Megalonychidae. The record is from RefSeq and is a predicted model, not a curated record. The coding region runs from base 16 to 1005 and encodes 329 amino acids. Gene Ontology annotation, molecular function: delta(3,5)-delta(2,4)-dienoyl-CoA isomerase activity. The transcript has 10 exons. Gene Ontology annotation, cellular component: mitochondrion.